Molecule: messenger RNA, 10661 nt
Organism: Porites lobata
Lineage: Eukaryota; Metazoa; Cnidaria; Anthozoa; Scleractinia; Poritidae
Source: the annotation of a GenBank genome assembly
UCAUUUAAAAUAGAGUCUCCUCAAGCUGUUGUGUCUCCUCCAAAUCAAACUAUUCCUGAAGGAAAACCAGCGAACAUUAGCUGUAAAGCUACCGGUUUUCCAAAGCCGACAUUAAGGUGGACCUUUAGUGAGCAUGGAGAUCUUCCUCAAGGUGCAGUUGUGGAAUACAACGAAAGCAGAUCAUUCCUUAAGUUGAAAAAUGUUUCAAAACUCAUGGCAGGAACAUACAAGUGUACAGCCAAAAACAAAGCCAAUUCGACAACUGCGACUGCAACUCUUCGUGUAUGGGGUAUGCCUUGUUUUACACGGAUUAAAUUGAUCUAUAUAUUGAUAUAUAUUUUUUCAUUUUUGUGGAAAAUGCAGAACGAGGAAAGACUAAUAAAAUUGUGGCUCAUGAAUAAAAUGCCUGAGAAACUUGUUUAAUUUAUGCUAAACAUGUUCAGGCAAGUACUAAUAAUAACAUCACGACACCAUAAGGAGGCGUGUCGAUGUCCAUUUGAAAAUCUAGUAAGCCCAUUGUUCUUUGAACAUAAAGGCCCCCAUAAUUCAUACGGGUCAUUUUAAAAGUAAAUUUUCGUAAAAGAAGUUAGGAGUUCCUUAGGAUUUCAUAGACAACGUACAUUAUUUUCUUUUACAAUGGCUGUUACCAAUCAUUGCGAUAUUAAAGCACGUUUUAUUUCCUGCCGCUUUCAUCGUCUACCAGUUGUUAACUUUCCGGAUAACUGAUUCUUGGCGCCAAAUUAUGUAUAGUGACGUGUGUACAACACAACCAAUUCUACAUAAACUGGAAAAAAACCUUUUUAUUUCAACCUUCAUUACAUUACAACUCCAAUAAAAAAAAUCAAUCAUCCUCUUCUUCGCCCAUGGAGCACUUAUAAGGUUUGAUUCGAAAUUUCUUAUGCCGUGUCCGUUUCUUGUGUUUGUCAUGAGUACCAUUAACGAGUCAUCCAAAUAUGGUUUAAAAAGAGUAAACUGCAAAAAGAUUUGAGGCUUGUAACAAAUACGCGUUCAAAGUACACUUGUGCCAAACAUAUUCACUUAAUCAGACUGCUUCAUUCAAAGAAAGGACUUGCUAUCGAUGAGCUCAAAUUCUUGCUCAAUCGACUGUUUGUGACGCAAUCCAUUCCCAACGAUGAAGACUAACCUGCUCUUAAAUGUUAUACUGUUUUUUGUUCUCAUUAAAAGCUGUAUUUCUGCAACAUAUGUAGUGUCUCGUCCUGAAUUCAAUGGUACUGAGCUAUUGAUUAAAGUCUUUUCACGCCUCCUUAUGGUGUCGUGACGUCAUUACUAGUACUUGCUUGACAAUGUUUAGCGUAAAUUAAACAAGUUUCCCGCGAAUUUUAUUUAUGAGCCACAAUUUUACUCGUCUUUCCCCGUCCUCAAACCGGACCAAAACCCCCAUGCACCACUACUAGUCACACAUAUUGAUGGCAUUUCUUCUCUUGCAUUAUAAUCAUUUCUUUUCCCAAAAUGCUAGAGCUGUGAUCCUUUCCACAGUUCGUAGAUAAUUCUGUAAACUUUGAAAUAUAUAUUUCGACUGAAUAUUUUAAGUAAAUUUUGAUAGACAUGUGCUGUAGCCUUUGCAGGCUUUUGUUGAAACAAUUGCAAGCUCUUCUUUUUAUGAAUGUAGUUGCUUUAAUUAAGCUGUUUUAUGUAUCAUUGUCUGCAAAAACGUUAAAGUAAUUUUACAAGUCAAGUAAACUAAACAAUAUGCACGUUUUCCGUACAAUUUCCUUAGUUGGUGUCGAUAAUUAUUCAAAAUUUAAAGGGUUUUUCCUUUACUGCUUUACGAUUCUCUUCUGAUAUUAGGAAAACCUACAGCUGCAAUAGUCGAAAGUUCAUAUCCCACAAUUCUAGCCGGUGCAGACAUUAAGUUAACUUGUAAAGUCAGUGGUUUAAAAGUGGAAGUCAACUGGAAGAAAAACGGCCUCCCAGUACCUAAAAACGAAAAAGUUCGCGUCAGUAGGGUUGGUGACUCAAGUACUCUUGUCAUUAGCAACGUUGGGAGUGAUGACAGCGGCCACUAUUCUUGCGAAGCACGCAAUCCAGCGGGCUACAGUUCCUCGACUGUCAAGAUCAGAGUUACAGGUAGAGUAAUUUGAUUUUCUUGAAAAAAAAAUAGUUAAAGAAAAUAUGGGCGCAACAAGGGCACUAAACACUUAAAACUGUAUUAAGCAAUCAUCCUCAGGAAUAAUAAUGACAGGAGAUUAAAAACUUAGUGUGAGCUACAUACAAAAUUUUGAAAGUGAAGAAUGAGGGGUGAAUGAGGGUUGUUAUUAAAUAUUCCAAAAAUUUAACUUAAACAUAAAUAAGCAUGUAUCUGACGAUAUACAUGACAUUAUUUUCAGCAAAAACACUAAAGAGCAGAAGAGUACAAAUAGUUGACGUUCGUUCAAGCAACUUGGCUUAGUGAAUUAUUAGUCAUGGCGGUCAGGGCCUUUCUGAACAGGGGAGUCCGAAUUAACGGAAAACGAGUUUUGUUGGUCUUGAGUUCGUUGUGAGUCAGUCUGAGGGUUAGAAACAGUAUUUCUGGGACUUGGCUGCAAUGUAAGAUGGCUAGAUGAACAAGCUUGUUAUGUGAACGGCCGCUACAGUUGCAAACCAGGUCGCAUUCACCAUCGUAUAUCCGCUCGAUAUGGUGCGCUUUGACUUUACGUAAUAUGUUUCAUGAGAGUUUUGAAGAAUCGCAUGUUACCUAAUUAAGUGACAGUUUAACAGCGAAAAAAAAGGAAAUAAGGAAAUUACCCGAUUGGGAAGUCUACAGUGUGAUAGUUUUAGAUGCUAAUAGACGGCUGCUUAAUAAAGGGUUGUCUGUAAAGCGUAAAGCGAAGAAGACUUAUACAGUUGUCAGGUGUUGAAGAUUAAAACCUGUUUCAUCAAAUACCUGAGUUAACAUUUUGCCACUCUUACACGCUAAUCCCUUACUUUUUCUACAGCUAUUCCGCCGAGCGGGUCGUCACUGCAGUGGUAUUAUAUUGUUGGCCCCAUUUCUGCUGUCAUAUUUUUUGCACUGUUCAUCUGGUACAUGUGCAAGAGACGACUGAAAGGUGUGACCAUAAACUAUGUCCUCUAAAUAGUCACCAUAGCAACAGGCAAAGUUCCCAACAAGAAAAGAGAGGGCCUUUAUUUCUACUUAUAAAGACGCUACAUUUUGCUCAUCGUCUUCUUAACCCUGCUCAGAGUGGGGGGAGAGCGUUUGUGGCCUCCCCUCGAGAUAGAGUUGAAUAACUUCACAACCGUUCAAAAUAAUGACCGCCAAAAUCAGGGAAUUUCCUAAAAAUUAUCUGGGAUCAUGUUAGAGUCGCGGUAACGAGUACGUCAACAUUACGUUACCAUGGCAAGCAAAGUUUGACCGUUUUUUUUUUAAUAUGCAUUAUUCUUAUGAAAAUGAAAUUAGUAAUCGAACUAUUAUGCUGCACUUAAUUCAGCACAAAUUUUUAUGCGUGCUCUCGUAAUUCGCUCGGUCACCCAACUAUUCCUAAUCGAAAUAAAGGACUACUCUUGGUUUAAUAGUUUUUGCUGCUAGUUUUCAACUUACUUAUAGACUGUCGUUAUUACGAGUAUCUAAUUGUUAUUAUUUUUGUCAGUUGGCAUGGUUUUCGUGGUCUUACAACCCUUUCAUUUCCUGGUACCAGGUGACCUGCCGUCGCCAUAGCAUUGUUAUUAGUAUUGCUUUGCCCUUUUAAACAUAUUUAAGAAACCGCUGUAUUGACUAGUUAUUUUUUUGUCUUCGUUUCUUCUUCAUGGGGAACAGCCAAGGCCAAGUAAGUGUCAUAAAAUCUUUAAAUCUUGCAUUACAUCUUUUUGGGGCGCCAUGUAAAUACAUCGAUCCACUGCAAGCAGAGCUUCCUUUUGUCUUCUUUACCGAGGAGAAAAAGAGGCUCUGCCCAAUCGCGUCAAGCCUUUGAGGCCGCUGCAGCCCAAACUUCUAGCGUAGUCAUCUCUUUUUCUCUUUUUCAAACUAUUUUCCGAGUACGAGCAUCCGUUUAAUGGUAAACCGCGUUUGCUACCGCCGAGCCCGCCGUAGCAAACAUACGGCUAUUAGGCCUGGGUUUAAAUAUAUUAGUAACCUGCGCGCAUGCUCAACAAAGAUCUUACUCGAUUCAAGCACAGUCUUUCUAGAGUACACCAAAAUCGAGCAAGCGAAAGAAGGGUUUUGCUGGCAGGGUGAUAGGUUGAUGAAUAGGAUUAAACUAAUACUUUCAAAACUGAAGAAAAGCAGCGAAAAGAUUAUAUAUCUAAAUUGAUAGUAAAGUAAUUACAAAUAAUUAAAAUCUUUAUACAGGAAGUCGCCAUCACCCAUGGGUGGUUUUCAUACGAGACCUGUCACUAAAUUAAAACUAUACUAAACAAUAAAAACACUAAGUACGUAAAAUAGCUUAAUUUGAAAUACCUACAUGUGAAAGUUACAAAACAUUUGCGGGUAGUAGUAUAAACACAUGAUAGCAUGAUUUGUACGUGAUAUUUGGCGUAAAUACCACUCGUGAUAUUUCAAAAUUGUCUCAAAUUACGUAUAACAACUUUGAAAUAUCACUCGUGGUAUUUAUGCCAAAUAUGACUACAGAUCAUGCUAUUACCUAUACAAAUUAUGCUUAAAGAUGUAAAACUGGCAUGACGCGUUUGGUAAUUGUGGACUAAAGACCCACUAGUAAAAUGAUAAAAAAAUUUAUCCCAGUUAAGGUUCUUCCUGUCGUAUUGUUUUAGUUUGUUUGCUUUCUUGUUUUUUCCUUUGUUUUUUCCCCGUGAUGUUUAGUUGUAUAUUUCUUUUCUUUUUUGCUUCCAACGCUUCCGUGUUGAAGUCGUCUUGCAUAAUUAUACACAAUCCCAGUUCUCUUAGUAACAGCUUUUUGCCACCUUUUCACCUUUGCAGUCUUGCUGAUGAACAUCCGGGACUUGAACUGGAGGAGUUGGUUCACGAGGUGGAUGAAUGGGAGGUUGCACGUGACCGUAUAAAGCUAGAAAAUAUGAUUGGUUCUGGGGCAUUUGGAGCAGUCUGGAAAGCAACUUUGAAACAAUCAGACAAAAAGCAUGGAGCACAGACUGUGGCAGCAAAACACUUCACACGUGAGUCAGUUCAACAUAUUACACUAGACAGCUUUAUCUUUGAUGUGAGCACGACUGUGCCUUAGAUAAUCGCUAUUGUGGAAAGCCCCUAGUGUCAUGUGGCGCGUUUAAGAACCAAAGCUGACUUAAUUUGCUCUCAUCACUUCUGUUGUAGCGACUGCUGGAGAAGAAGGAAGAAAAGCUCUUAUGAAGGAGAUUGAGUUAGGAAAAAGUCUGGCAGAAAAUCCACAUAUUAACGUUGUCAAAUUCAUCGGCUGCGUUACGACACAAAGUAAAAAUCCUCAUUCAUUACCCUUUUCAACACGAUAUUUCGUCUUCUUUUGCUCUUUCUUUUUCGUAUAACAUUUUAUAGCGACAUUGGAAUGUUCACUGAGUUGGAUUGUCUCUUUACAGUUCACCCAAUAAUGAUCAUGGAGUACAUGCCAUAUGGAGACUUGUUGGGUUAUUUGAGAAAGAGCCGAGGAAUUCACGACCAAUAUCAUCAUGGAGAGGGUGAGGGUUUUGAGCUGCAGCCAUAUGACCUGGUCGUAUUUGCGAAGCACAUUGCUACUGGAAUGGUGUAUCUUGGAUGCAGGGGGGUAUGUGAACAGUUAUGAAAUGUAGAAUUUGCUGUUACUUACUCCUUGCCUCAUUACUCCGCUACACAUUUAGUUGUCCACACCAACUCAAGAGAAAUUUCAUUUUAGAAAACGUCAGAGCGGCUUUUUUUUUGAGCGGUUUCAAUCCCUCACUGUACCUGGGCGAGAAGGGAUGUAUUAGAUAUUACAAUCUGGUCAGGACUUAAGACCACUUGUAAGAAACCAGUAACGUUAUAAUAUAACGCUGUAAUGUUAAUCCUCUUCAAAAAAUUUGAAUUACAUAGCCACAUACUUUUCUGGGUGCGGUAAGCAAACGAUUGGCCUAGCAAUUUGCUUGUUCCAUAGCUAUAGUGUCGUUGGUUGCGAAAGCACCGCUUCCAUAAUGUGGGUUCGUAAAGCGAUCGAUAUCGGAUGUAAGUGUCAUUAUAUACAACACUUGCUGUCUGAGCGAAGAAAAUAACGACAAACACAAAGAGCCAUGUUUCUGACCGUGCAAAAUCAUGAUUUCCGUGCGAAAGCUACAGUUUAGUCAGAUAUUUGCUGGUAGAUAGCAAACUAAUCUGUAGGUUGCGCUGAUUUUUAAAAUUAACUGUAGGCUCUUCAUCCGUCUGUCUCGGGAGACAAUGGGAUCGGCGCCAAGGUUUAGUCAGUGGUUGAGCUGCAGCGCCUGCUGUGCUGUACAGUCCGAUUCUUGAUCGGCAGGCUCUGUUGCCGUUGUUGCAGAUGAACUCCGUGCUUGGUUCUGUGGGUACUGAUGCUGCCCUCAGCUGUCCGCCCUCUUUUCUCUCAUUCCACUGCUCUUUUCGCCUCUCAUCACACGCCUGCCUUUGCAAGAAGCCUCCAGUGAUUUCGGUCUACAGCUAUAGCUCCGAAUGUGCUCAGAUCUCGUUUACAAACAACUUUGAAGCGAAGGUUAGGCCUUCCUGCUGGUCUAGUUCCAAUGGUAAGCUCGCUGUACAGUAUGUCCUUAGCAAUUCUUUCGUCCUUCAUGCGGCUUACAUGGCGAAGCCAGCGCAGCCAUCUCUGAAUGAGCAAGGAGAACAUGCUAGGUAAUACCACCUGUGCUAGGACAUCCUUGUUUGGAACACGGUCUUGCCAGGAGAUGCCUAAAUUCCUUCUGAGGCAGCGCAGGUGGAAGGUGUUGAAUCCGCGCUCUUGGCAGGAGUAGAGGGUCCAGGUCUCGUUACUAUACAGCAGCGUGCUAAGUACGCAGGCCUGGUACACUUUCAUCUUGGGGCUGAUGGUCAUCAUCUCUUUCCGAGACGUGCUAGUACUGCUGCUGCUUUUUCAACUCGUUUGUUCAGCUUGGUGUCUCGGGAGAGGUUGCUGGAGCCUACGUAAGUGAACUCCUCCACCGCCUCGAGAGUUUAGUCGCCGGUGGAGAUGGUUGGGGUGCUGCUGACUUCUUGGCCAAGGAUGUUGGUCUUCUUGAGACUGAUGGUGAUACCAAACUUGCUACAAGCGUGUGCAAAGAAGCUGAUGAGUCACCGUGUGCGGUUAAAGCAGCAUCUCUCUUAUCAGUACUUUGCUAACCUUAGUCUUUGCUCGGAAACGUGUAAGGUUUCCGUCGCUUCUGGUGUUAAGGUACACACCAUUUAUUUGACUGGCUGAAGGGGUAAGACAGCAGUAGGAAGAAAAACAUGCCGAAGGGAGUGGGAGCGAGUACACAGCCCUGUUUCACUCCGCUCUUGAUAGGGAAGGGGUCUGAGGUUGAGCCGACGUACUGGACGGUUCCUCGCAUGUCUUCAAGGAGAGACGUGAUCAUCCUUGGGAGCUUGGUGGGGGCAACCCAUCGUCUGCAGGAGAGUAAAUAGACCCUUCCUGAUGACUAGGUUGAAGGCCUUGGUCAGGUCGAUAAAGGCAAUAUAUCUUGGACAGUGAUAAGACAGAUGAGUACAAUAUAUAAUACAGUCUAACCUCCAUAUGCGACCACCUGUCAUAAGCGACCACCUACCAUAAGCAACCGCCUAUCCAUAACACCGUCAACGCCUUACAGUUCGAACCUCUCGUAAACGACGACUUCUUGUAAGUGACCACUUGACGCAUGGUCUGAUCUGUAUCUUCACUGUACGUUCCUUGUUGCCUAUAGUAUAAAAAGAGCUAUUAGAAACAACAUAGAAAUACAUUGUAAAUAUUUUGCGAAUAGAAGUUGCAUGCAAUGAAUUAUUUUCAUAAAGUUGAGGUGUCCAGAACUCUUUUUGGAAGAGACCCCAUGUGGUUCGAUUCUUGUAAACGACUUUUCCCAUAAGCGACCACUAAGUCCUCGCCUUUUGGCUGGUCGCUUACUAGAGAUUAAGAUAUAAUAGAAAAGUAUUGGUUCCUUUGUGAAGGGACGUUACAAGGUUAAAAUGUUAUUGCAGACUGUCGGUUUCCAUAUUACCAGAUAUAUUCCAAAAAAAGUCCUCAGUACUCGCACCUUUAUUGAAAAGAAGUGAUCAAUUUUUUUUCUAACUGUUAGUUACGACCAUGUAACAUGCCUUUAUUUUCAGAUAAUUCACCGUGAUUUGGCAGCAAGGAACGUCCUUCUAGAUCAAAACUUUGUCUGCAAGGUUACCGAUUUUGGGUUAUCAUAUCAAAGCUUCAAGUAUGGCCACGGUAAUGCAAAAAAGGUACGCAGAUGUAACCUAUCAAACUAUAGCUCUUUGUUAAACGCUAAAUUAAUCAUUCUGAUGGAUUUAUUGACAACGUUGACAGGAACAAUGGCGCUCUCCAUAGUAUAAUCCGAAUUCAGUUAAAAGGGAGAUUUUCAGAGUUUUGUAUUUUAGUAGACUAAGAAGAACCCCCUUUUUUAAGUCCCUCGAGCAAAACACGCGCCAGUAAUGUUGAAGAAAAGAUUACGAGUCUCUUUCCAGUCCAACUGUUAGUAGUCUCAAUGGCAAGGAAACCACCAUUGGAGCAAAGCUAGAAUUGGCUACUCCAAGUAAAUUUUUUCAUGACUGUAUUAGGCUAUAUAAACCGCUACAAUAAAAUCGAUACAAACUUGAAACGCUUCAAGUUCUCUUUUUGUCCCCCCUAUGAAACUGGCACGGACAGAUCGUGUUUCAUAAUUUCUUUAAUAAUUCUCUUGAUUUCAACACGGUUAUAUUCUGUACUUUUCUUUUACAACUUAAGUCGUGGUAGAAAAGAAACAAAAGAAAAAUGGCUACCCCGCACGCUUUUUUUUGUUGCAAAUAUUUCCGAUGAUUUUCAACUGUGGUUGACAGAUCCGUUAUUGAUGAUUUUUAAUGUUAGAGAAAAGGAAAUUCCCUUUCAUCAACCUUUAACGCUAUAUUUACACUGUUUCCCUUAUUAUUGUUUAUCUAUGGUGCGUUCACAAAAAUUAAUUUUAAUGAUUUUCCAUUAAUAACAAUAACGUAUGUUAUUAACAUCUACGUAGUAGAAAGGACUUUUGUCAUCAGCAAACUGGUGAGAAAAAAUAAAUGUAACAAGAAAACAACUUGCACAAUCCAAUGUAAUAACGUAACUUCAAUUUACGAUUGUCGUUCGUAUCUAAAAUUAGAAUAGAAAGUACAAUUUCAGCCUAGCUAGAUAAUGCUAGUAGACCUAUGUAAAACAACAGCACAUGUAUAUGUUAAUGUCUUGUCACAUUGUUAUCAUAGGGCUGCAUCCCUGUUAAGUGGACAGCACCUGAGAUUCUUUACGGAAAUCCUGCAGAACUUUCCACCAAAAGUGACGUGUAUGUUGAAAUACAAAUAAGUUAAUCUGAAAACAAUUACAGCAAGAUGCUUAACAGAAUAAAAUGAUGGCACUGCUAAUAAUGACGGGGCAGGUGUUGAAUGUGAAAAACUCUCUCUUUUCUUACUUACUGCGUCCUUUAUAGUUCAAACUGCGACUUUCGAAUUAAUAUGAUCAUUCUCAAGAUCCAUUACUGCUGACAAAAAUCUGAUAUGUAUUUUUCGUUGAAAGGUAACAGCGUACAUUGAUAGGAUUUUUUCACCCAAAAGGAUUUCUUUCGAGCAUCAGUAACGCAUAAGAAGUGAUUAGUGUUUCAUAGCUGAACAACUCAGAUAAUAGUGGUAAUUACGGAGCACAUUUGAAAUAUCAAGCAACAAGCUUUCUUUGUGAUUAUGUUUUCGUUUGGUGGCAGGUGGUCAUAUGGAAUCGUUCUCUACGAGAUAUUCACCAUUGGUAGGUGAUAUAUAUUUAAACUUUUUUGUUUAAACACAAAGAUUUUCACCUUUUUAACUUUUUGCAGAAAAAUGUGUAGAAAAUUUACUGUGUAAAGAUCGCUCUAGAGAGUAUGAAGAAAAUUAAAAUAGGACUUCCUUUGUCCGUCUCCUAUAGUUGAUCACUCGCCACAGUAAUCUUAUUCCUAAAGUUACCUUCUGAGCGGGAACUAAUAAGAGUUAAAGGGUAGAAUGUGAUAGUUUCACUUGCACUCGCAGCUAAAAGUCCCUUACGUGGUCUCUGAGACAGAGAGAUAAUUCUAAGGGGACAGGUAUAAUUUAAGUAAUUGUGGAUCCCAAAAAUAUUUAAAUGCAAUACAUGAAAAUCGUUAGUCUAAAGUGAACUAAUACGGUCUAACCUUUCCGUACUGACCUCCGCAAUACAGGCGACAUCUUUUUAAACCCUGUAUUACAGACAGUUGUUGCGAUCCCGACAUACAAAAAACUCCAUACAAUCUCUACCAUGAGGCUCUUGUAUUGCGAGUACGUAGCUCUGUCAUCAAGGAAGUAUGACUGUUAUUGUUUAUCAGUCAGGUCAUGACUAUGAAACGUCCAGAAUGAACAUUCCAACUGGUGAUUAAUUUCCUUAAUAACUCUGUUUCUGUUUCUAAACGUUCCUUCAAUAAUCUGUAAGUAAACAUGUAUUACGUUUCUAAUUCAAAAAAGCUGAAAAUCGGGUAAUAUCUUCAAGAUUGAACAACGAAAUAUACAUUUUUUUCAAUUCACAGGAGGUAUUCCAUAUCCAGGCUGGUCAGAAGCCAAAACAAUUGCGGAAAUUAAAAAUGGGUAUCACAUGCCAAAGCCCGAACACGUCGACAACACGCUGUACGUUUCACGUCAUAAACUUAUUUAG